This is a messenger RNA of Penicillium paradoxum, 1353 nucleotides long. Its product is annotated as glutathione S-transferase family protein. Bases 1 to 1353 code for a protein of 450 amino acids. The record is from RefSeq and is a predicted model, not a curated record. Gene Ontology annotation, cellular component: SAM complex. Lineage: Eukaryota; Fungi; Ascomycota; Eurotiomycetes; Eurotiales; Aspergillaceae. The transcript has 2 exons. Gene Ontology annotation, biological process: mitochondrion organization.
AUGGUACUACAAUUGCAUGUAUGGGGCCCGGCCUUUUCCCUGCCCUCCAUUGACGCACAAUGUCUCGCUGCAAUCGCAUACUGUUCUGAGGUCCUCCCCAAGGACUCAUGGGAGCUGGUCGCGAGCAGCGAUCCCUCCGUGUCCCCAACAGGCGAGCUCCCUGCUCUCCAGAAUGGCUCAAUCUGGGUAAGCCGGUUCCGCAACAUCGUCGACUACCUCCGCCAACAUUCGAACGGAGCAUGGCACCGGGAUCGGGACCUGGAUGGCGUGCAAAAGGCCGAUAGCAUUGCGUACGCAACCCCCUCCCAAGUCUACUACAAAUACAAACAGCUAACCCUAUUCCCCUCCAGCUUCUCCGCCUUCGUUGAAUCCCGCGGCCAACCUCUCCUCGAUCUCUCCCUCUACGUAACCAGCCAAAACUACUACACCAACACAUCCCCAGCCUAUGGCUCUCUCCUCCAAUGGCCAAACCAAUGGAUCCUCCCACCCAAGCUACACAACGCCGCCAAAUCCCGCACCGAACACCUCGGCCUCUCAUCCCUAGACCUCCAAGCAGUGGAAGACCAACGGAAACGCGAGCACUCCGCCGCCGUAGCAGCCGGCCAGGUCCCUAGCACCAUGGUCCAGCCACCCCGCGACACAGUCUCCAAACUCCUCGGCCGCACAGCCCAAACCAACCAAUUCCGCCUAGAAGCCCUAACAGCCGACUUCUUCGAGCCCCUCGAAGCAAUGCUCGCCCGCAGCAACAACACCUGCUUGCUUCCCGCCGAUGAGGCUAACAGCCCUUCCUCCCUGGACUGCAUUGCACUGGGCUACCUAUCCCUAGCGCUAGUUCCGGAACUCGCCUUCCCCUGGCUGCGCGACGCCAUGCGCGCCAAAGCCCCUCUGCUGACGGCGUACACAGAGCGCAUGCGCACUCGCUGUUUCGGCGACGCCGUCUCCCCCGCGCAAGCCUACCAGCCCACCACACCCGCAGCCCUGCCGUGGCGCGCACCUGAGCGUAUCUCCGUCGCUGCGGUCGGGAGCACACUCCUCGGCACGCUGGCGGAUAACACGCCCUUCUUGAGCGAAGUGCGUCAGAACCGGCGGUUGAAGCAGACCGCAGAGUCUGACUCAACGUUCUCCUCUAUCGAAAAACAGGUUCUAUCGUCCUAUGCGGAUUCUAACACCAAGGAUAUGUUCGUGUCCAUUGCGACUGCUGUGGCAGGCACAGCAGCCCUCCUUGGAUACAUGGUUCAUGUGGGCUUGCUUUCCCUGUCAACCGGGGGCGCGGAAGAAGAAGAGCUCGAGGAAGAGGUAGACAUAUCCCAACUUGGAAGUAUAUCCGCGCUUGACAUGUUGAGUGAAUUGUAA